This is a messenger RNA of Westerdykella ornata, 1383 nucleotides long. RefSeq lists its product as uncharacterized. Gene Ontology annotation, biological process: negative regulation of septation initiation signaling; ubiquitin-dependent protein catabolic process; mitotic spindle assembly checkpoint signaling. Gene Ontology annotation, cellular component: mitotic spindle pole body; ubiquitin ligase complex; cytosol. The coding region runs from base 1 to 1383 and encodes 460 amino acids. The transcript is spliced from 3 exons. The record is from RefSeq and is a predicted model, not a curated record. NCBI's taxonomy places the organism in Eukaryota, Fungi, Ascomycota, Dothideomycetes, Pleosporales, Sporormiaceae. Gene Ontology annotation, molecular function: protein binding; ubiquitin protein ligase activity.
AUGACCAGAAAUCGCAUCGAAUCCACACAACAAAUGAGCGUCCGCAAUCAACCGGGUCCCGUCCCUGCGAGCCCAUUGCCAUCCUCGGAAAACCACCAUGGAGAGGGCAAUCAUUCCAGCACAAAGAACCUUCCGUCAAUACGGCUGAUACCUCACCAAGACCCGCGCCCCGGCCGUCCCUCGCUGCAGUUCCCUACUAUGUCCCGCACCCUUCCGGACGAGACCUGCGUUAUCCGCGUCGGAAGAUACUCGGAAAGGGACAAUGCCCCUGAGAUAACUAGCAACGUCCCCUCCACGGCCCCAAUCGGCUUCAAGUCCAAAGUGGUGAGUAGGAAGCACUGCGAGCUGUGGUGCAACGAGUCGCAAUGGUACAUCAAAGACGUGGGGAGCUCGUCGGGCACCUUUUUGAACCGCAUCAGGCUAAGCCAGCCGAACCAAGAAUCGAAGCCCUUCGCGAUAAAGGAUGGCGACAUCAUUCAACUCGGCAUUGACUUCCGAGGAGGCGAGGAGAUGAUUUUCCGGUGCGUCAAGAUCAGGGUCGAGUGCAAUAGGGGCUGGCAGCGAAAUCUGAAUACUUUCAACAAGCAAACGCACCAGCGCCUCCGUAAUCUGGGGAAGAACCGGAAAGAAGCAGAUAGUGCCUCACAGCAUACAUCUGAAUGUGUCAUCUGCUUGAUGUCCAUUGCACCUUGUCAAUCCCUUUUUGUUGCCCCAUGUUCCCAUGUAUGGCAUUACAAAUGCAUUCGUCCCAUGUUGAACGGCCCUAACUAUCCAAAUUUCUUAUGCCCGAAUUGCCGGGCGGUCGCUGAUCUCGAGGCUGAAGUAGAGGAUAUAGACCUCGAAGAUUGGGACAACAGCCCCGAUCACAGCGAGGACCAAGGCGAAACUUCAAGAAAUGGCUUGUUGACCAAUGGUGAGGCGUCCAAGGAUACUUCCAAUGACCACGGCCUCGCGGAAUUAGCAGCAGCAAUGUCUAAUUAUACCAUCGAGGAGGGGUUCGGACAGGCUUCGUCAUCUGCUACGCCGCAGCGACAAGUACCGACGAUACAGCCUUCCUCCUCUACGCAGCCGGUCAAUGUCGGAGUCGGUGCGAGAGCCAACGUGAAUGGAUUAUCCCCAGACGCCGCGGGCCGUGAUCGGGCAGCGGACGGACCCCUGACGCCGAGAAACAAUGUGGGACCCUUUGUAUUCGAUGGUAGUGCAGGGCAAAUGCGUCGCCUGGAAGAUCAUGAACAUUACGAGCCCCUGACUAUCAACCUGACGAGCCCUUUCACGCACACCGGGCAAUCCUCACUAAAUGACGUGAGGUCCUUUAUACAGACGGAUUCGGACGAUCGGCAGCCGCUGGUCACGAGUGGGACGACGCCAGUGCAGAUCGAGUGA